Molecule: messenger RNA, 1409 nt
Organism: Hibiscus syriacus
Lineage: Eukaryota; Viridiplantae; Streptophyta; Magnoliopsida; Malvales; Malvaceae
Product: kinesin-like protein KIN-4A
Exons: 8
Biological process (GO): mitotic spindle organization; microtubule-based movement
Molecular function (GO): ATP binding; microtubule motor activity; microtubule binding
Source: RefSeq, a predicted model, not a curated record
AUAGUAGUUGUUGUCACUGCACUUAAACUUACUGCUUUCUAUUCUUCUAUGGCUAUGUCAUCCCACGGCAUCUAAUCCCCCCAACUAUCCUUCCCUAUUUUACAGGCCCCUUUUUUCUUUUCUUUAUUUUUCUUACAGUUCCCAACAACAGCAACCCAUUGUCUGGAACACACUCUUCUUUUCUUCCCCUCGCCCCCUUUUGUUCUUGCAUCACUUUCUUUGUUCUGAAAUUUCUGUAUUUUCAGACAACAAGAACAGUAUUUUACAAGGAAGAAAAGAAAAUAAAGCUUUCAUCUUUUUCAAGUCUUACACUUUCUCUUUAUUGGGAUUUCUUCCUUCCUUCUUUUCUUUCCUUUCUUUAGCUGCUUCCUAUGGAAGCUACUGGAGCUUCUGAGGAUUGUUGUGUGAAGGUUGCGGUUCAUGUAAGGCCGCUUAUCGGUGAUGAGAAGCUUCAAGGUUGUAAAGAUUGUGUUACUGUCAUCCAAGGGAAGCCUCAGGUACAGAUUGGGACGCAUUCCUUUACGUUUGAUCAUGUCUAUGGGAGCACUGGUUCUCCUUCUUCUUCAAUGUUUGAGGAAUGCAUCGUUCCACUUGUCGACGGCUUGUUCCAAGGAUAUAAUGCUACCGUUCUUGCUUAUGGUCAGACUGGGUCAGGUAAAACUUAUACUAUGGGAACAAGCUUGAAAGACGGUUGCCAAACCGGAAUAAUUCCUCUAGUAAUGAAUGCUUUGUUCAGCAAGAUCGAAAGUCUGAAACAUCAAAUUGAAUUUCAAUUGCAUGUGUCCUUCAUUGAGAUUCUGAAAGAAGAAGUGCGAGAUUUGCUGGAUCCUACUUCGUUGAACAAAGCAGAUACUGCAAAUGGAAAUACCGGGAAAGUAAAUGUCCCUGGAAAACCCCUGAUACAGAUUCGUGAAUCAUCAAAUGGUGUUAUUACACUGGCAGGAUCUACCGAAGUUGGUGUCAGUACAUUAAAAGAAAUGGCUGCAUACCUAGAACAGGGAUCGUUGAGUAGAGCUACGGGGAGCACAAACAUGAACAACCAGUCGAGUCGCUCUCAUGCAAUCUUCACCAUCACCUUAGAGCAAAUGCAUAAAGCGAACCCUAUUUCUGGAGAUGGAAGUCUUAAUGACAUCAUGAGUGAAGGAUAUCUUUGUGCCAAAUUACAUUUGGUAGAUCUUGCUGGAUCGGAGCGUGCAAAAAGAACAGGCUCCGACGGGAUGCGUUUUAAAGAAGGAGUUCAUAUCAACAAGGGCCUACUUGCACUUGGUAAUGUCAUCAGUGCUCUUGGUGAUGAGAAAAAACGAAAAGAAGGUGUUCAUGUUCCAUAUCGAGAUAGUAAACUUACACGGCUUUUGCAGGAUUCGCUUGGUGGCAACAGUAGAACUGUCAUGAUAGCAUGCAUUAGUCCU